Messenger RNA from Aureobasidium pullulans EXF-150, 339 nucleotides. RefSeq lists its product as uncharacterized. Gene Ontology annotation, cellular component: mitochondrial outer membrane. Lineage: Eukaryota; Fungi; Ascomycota; Dothideomycetes; Dothideales; Saccotheciaceae. Gene Ontology annotation, biological process: protein insertion into mitochondrial outer membrane; mitochondrial outer membrane translocase complex assembly. The transcript has 2 exons. The record is from RefSeq and is a predicted model, not a curated record. The coding region runs from base 1 to 339 and encodes 112 amino acids.
AUGUCAGACCAAUCAUACGACAACAUCCCCAGAGCCGCAUCAGAUUCAUCAGACGAACUCGACUCGCUACCUUCGACCUCAGCCAGCACAACCUCCAUCUCCCCCUCGGAAGAAGAAUGGCAGUCCGACGCAGAGAGGGAAUGGAAGGAGUCAUUACAACAGCUUGAGCUGCUUCUCACAAUGGUCCUCGUACCAUACUUGGGCAAAUACUUUGGCCGCAAGGCCGCAUACUGGGGAUGGACCAAAUACAUGGAGUGGAAAUACCCUGUGCAUAUCGAGAUCACAAAUCCUGGUCUCUUCAAGGGCAUCGGUGCCGUCGAAGCCGCCGCCUCCUUGUGA